Messenger RNA from Asparagus officinalis (garden asparagus), 1634 nucleotides. Its product is annotated as transcription factor BIM2-like. Lineage: Eukaryota; Viridiplantae; Streptophyta; Magnoliopsida; Asparagales; Asparagaceae. Gene Ontology annotation, molecular function: protein dimerization activity; DNA-binding transcription factor activity. Gene Ontology annotation, biological process: DNA-templated transcription. The record is from RefSeq and is a predicted model, not a curated record. The transcript has 10 exons. The coding region runs from base 223 to 1308 and encodes 361 amino acids.
UCGAGGCCUGAGGUCGUCACGUGCGCGCGUGGGCCCGGGCUUGCUACUAAACCCGAACCCGAUAGUGGGUACGGGCCAUAUUCGGGAGUCGCCUUCACGCUUUGGGACGCUAAGGAUAGCGGCGCUAGAGGUCAGUGGCCUUCGCCUUACGCCGCUCGUGCCACUGCCAGCUUCCCUUCUCUAUCCUCUUCCAGGAAUCAUCAGCAAGAUAAGAAGCAAUUCAUGGAGUCGGGCUCGAGAUCCAGUAGAGGUUUCGACGAGGACGACGAAGACGACGAAGUGUUUGGGAAGAGAGAGGGUACUUCGAGGAAAGUAGAAUUGACCGUGAAAGUUGAUGGAAAGGGCGGGAACGAUCAGAAGGCGACGACGCCACGGUCGAAGCAUUCUGCUACGGAACAGAGGCGGAGGUGCAAAAUCAACGACAGGUUUCAAAUACUUCGAGAACUCAUACCACAUAGUGAUCAAAAGAGGGAUAAAGCAUCAUUCCUUUUGGAGGUGAUUGAAUAUAUUCGAUUUUUACAAGAGAGAGUCCAAAAGUACGAAUCUACAGGAUGGACUGAAGAAAAUGUCAAAUUAGUGCCAUGGGUAAAGGUCUAUUUUAGAUCAUUCUGGAAAAAUGCACGGAAUACCAGCCAAGUGCCUGGAGAUGGUGCAGCUGACCCUGCUCAAGUCAUGAAAAAUGGUGGUCAUGCUUCAGGUUUCAUGUAUUCUGCUGAUGACAACAGAAUCCAACCUGUGCCGGGAAUGCUCUCAACUGCUCAGAAUCCAUUGGAAUCUGACAUGAGUGCUGAUGUACCAAACAAAACCGUGGAAAACCCAGUUGGUUUUGCAACUAAGGCAUCUUCAUCACCUAUUCCUUCACAGAGAAACUAUGCUUCGGCUGAAAGAGGAGCCGGUGCUGCCCAACCUCAGCAGAGGUUGAUUUCAGAUAUUGAUAACUUGGCCUCACAGUCUCAGUCUCAAUGGUUGAGACCCUCAGCUCCAGCUGAUUAUAGUGUCAGCAGUGAUAAUUUGAAUGAACAAGAGGAGCUGACAAUUGAUGAUGGCACAAUUAACGUAUCUACUUCUUACUCUCAAAAUAUAUUGAACACCUUGAAUCGGGCACUGGAGAGCUCUGGUAUAGAUCUCUCUCAAGCCAGCAUCUCUGUGCAGAUUAACCUGGGCAAGCGAGCAAGUAGGAGAGCUAGUACAACCUCAAUGUCUUCUGCUAAGGAGCUUGAUGACCCCUUGAGACACUCUAGAGUAGGAAGCAGCGGCGGCGAUGAAUCCGAACAAGCCCCAAAGAGGAGAAAAUCAAAUAACAUUUAAUCUGCUCUGUUUGUGAGGUUCCUUUUGUUUCGUUACUCCCUCAAUCCUGUUGUCUUGGCUAUCAAACUCUUAGGAGGAUGAAUGUACAUGAUUUAUGUAUGUAUGUACCCUUUGGGACUGAUAAUUGGGGGCAUAUUCUUUCAUUUCUGUUUUUAUUCUUCUUUUUUCGAGGCUUCCAUUAUCAAUUGAGAAGCUGCAUUUUCUUCCAGGAUUCCAUUCAUAUGAGAAGUUGCUCUGUUUUAGAGUGAUUUAGAUAAUGUUCUGUUGAUAAUAUUGUAAUGGCGUUUAUGACUUGACUGCAUUUAUCAAUAUUCUUGUUGCGCUUC